Messenger RNA from Pyrus x bretschneideri (Chinese white pear), 705 nucleotides. Its product is annotated as histidine-rich glycoprotein-like. Lineage: Eukaryota; Viridiplantae; Streptophyta; Magnoliopsida; Rosales; Rosaceae. The record is from RefSeq and is a predicted model, not a curated record. The transcript has a single exon. Bases 1 to 705 code for a protein of 234 amino acids.
AUGAUGAACCCUAGCUACAAGGUACUAGGUCUCAGUGCUCGUGCAACCAAAGAACAAAUCAAACAAGCAUACAGAAAAUUGGCAUUGAAGUAUCACCCGGACAAACACACCAACUCCCCCCAAAACAUGAAAGACGAUGCCACCCUCAAGUUCAAAGAGGCCACAGCGGCCUAUGAGAACCUCAUGAACAACAACAACCAUAGCCCAGACCACCACAGCGACGAUGACAUUGACAACAAUGACCAUCAUUGCAACAAAGAGAACGACAAUGAAAAACGUGAUUUUAAUCACCAUCACUAUGACGAUGGUUACAACUAUAGCCAUCAACACUACUAUAGUGACUAUAGUGGCAGUGGUUAUAACUACCAUCGCUUUGAUGACGAUGACGGCUACAGCAACAAGUAUUACCAUCCGUAUGCCGAUGAUUUUGACUAUAAACACCACUGUAGCAGCAAUUCCUAUAGCCACGACCAAGACCACGGUUACAACUACAACCACCACCGCUAUAUCCUCCACGAGUAUUACGAUUACGUCUUUAGCGGCCAUCACUCUCGCUCCCAUUGUCCUGAUUACAGUUACUACAACAAUAAUGACAGUGGUGAAUAUUGUAACAAGACCAAUAUUGAAAUCCUUGGAACUGAAUUUUGGGGCGUUGAUGUAGAUGAUCCUAAGCCUGCAAGCGGUAUUGUGGUUUUCAUAAAGUAG